Messenger RNA from Cucurbita pepo subsp. pepo (vegetable marrow), 627 nucleotides. RefSeq lists its product as uncharacterized. Lineage: Eukaryota; Viridiplantae; Streptophyta; Magnoliopsida; Cucurbitales; Cucurbitaceae. The record is from RefSeq and is a predicted model, not a curated record.
CUAUAAUCCCCAAUGAAGAAGGAAACAAGCGGACCUGUUCUCCGGCCACUUCCCGCCGCCGGCCGAUUUCACUCUCCGAUCGCUUCUCCGUUCGCCGCGUCAACGAGCUUCGGAUUCUCUUCCACGUCCUCAUCCUUUUUCCACAACCACGAGCGAUCCGCUUCUCCUACUCGAGUCAACAUUUCUUCCGGUCCCCUGUCUCGCUCUGUUCGAUUUUCAAUCGAUCACCGGUCCGGUUCGCCGAGUCGGUCCAUCGCACUCUCCAACCGGAACUCGCCGGUUUCUCAACCGAAAAAGACGUGCACUUGUUCGCCCACGACUCACCCCGGUUCCUUCCGGUGCAGUCUGCAUAGAAAUUCAGGCAAUGGCGGACACCAUCAGACGUAUUCAUCGAGCGGGUUAAACAUGCGGAGGUCUGCGAUGACGAACUCGCUCGUGAGAAUCGGCGGCGUUGAGGGAGACUGGGUGAAGCGAGCGUUGACUGCUUUGAUACGGCCUUCUUCACACCAACUGAGACGGCGAGCCAAUUUCCGGCCACGCCCCAGCCGGCUUUCGGUCGUGUCCAGGGCCGAUGAUCUGUAUUACAUUUCUAAAAUCAAAAUGGAUUCGAAAUAGAUCAUUUUGUUA